Molecule: messenger RNA, 2354 nt
Organism: Orbicella faveolata
Lineage: Eukaryota; Metazoa; Cnidaria; Anthozoa; Scleractinia; Merulinidae
Product: ankyrin repeat domain-containing protein 42-like
Molecular function (GO): protein binding
Source: RefSeq, a predicted model, not a curated record
AGGAAGUUGAGCCGCUUCGCUGUUUUUGUGGACAGCGGGGUUCGACAUGGCAACAGGAGUUGUUGUAAUAGACGGCCAUGUUCGAAUGUUGAUGCUUUUCCUUGAUCCUUGAAAAUCGGUGUAUAAAUAUAUCAAUAUGCCAGAGAAAGUUCGUCUCGCUAAUAUUCACGAAGCUGUCCGUUAUGGCGAUGUGUUGGAGCUUCAAAGCAUGGUUCAACGAGGAGCUGGAAUCAACGAUGUUGAUUCUAAGUUUAAGUUCACUCCAUUACACUGGGCAGCUCAUCAUGGAAGUUUAGAGUGUUUACAUUGGUUACUUUGGCAUGGAGCUGAUCAUUCAGACAAAACUCCCCAGGGAUGGACACCAUCACAUCUGUCAGCCAUCAGAGGACAAGAUGCUUGCCUACAGGCUUUGGCUGCAAAUGGUGCUGACCUCAAUGAGAAGGACAAUCGAGGUUGUGCUGCAGCCCAUCUUGCUGCAGCUCAUGGCAACUCUUACUGUCUGCAGUCAAUUCUGCGGCAUGGAGUGGUGAGUGGCUGUUAUGUAAAUUAUUUUAGUUAUUAUUUUGUUUCAAAUCUCAUUCCUACCAUUUCCAGGACAUUAANUUUUUUCUUUUCCUUGCCUUUGGUGUCAUUUUUUCUUAUUUGCAUAAUGUCUUUUUUAUUCAUCUGUUUCAUUCAGGGUGACACACCUAAGAAUCUUUGCCAGCAAUUCUACAAAAAGGAUUGUAUUGAUUACCUGAAUGCAGUAGAAUACGACCUGCUACAUCCUGAAGACGAGGAAAACCUGGCUUUCCCGGCACAUGUCGCAGCAUACAAUGGUGACCUGGCCCAGCUGAAGAUGUUGAUAGAGACUGGGGUGGUUUCUGUGAAUGAGCGAGACGACAAAGGAUCUACUCCUUCGCAUAAAGCGGCAGGAAAUGGCCAUGUGCAAGUUUUACAGUGGCUUGUUGAAAAUGGAGCAAACUGUGAGUCAUUUUGCGUGCGAAGCCCUUGUAAAGUAAUUAUUAGAGAUGAUGAAGAAAACCUUGUAGAUGAAGGAGCCGAAGACUUCAAGCCUUCCGAAACACAGUCCAAAGCUGAAGCUAGAGGUCGGGCAAAGCGUAAGAUUGACGAGCUAGCUCACCUGUUGGACGUGGCUAAAAUGAACUACAGACAGUUGGGAGGCGUGUUAGAUGAGGAUCAGAAGAAACAUGAAGAGGAGAGAGAAAGUGCCAGGGUUAUCCGCGAGCUUGAGGCUCAGCUUGAGUAUGAGCGAGAAAAACGAGAGAAACUUGAAGCCCAAAUGGACAAACUGCGGGCUCAGAUUCACACUCUGACUCUUCAGCUGGAGGAUGAGCGUAGCAGACAUGUUACAGCGUCUGAAUUUCAACGAUCUUCCACCACAAAUCAACAGACCGCACUAAGACGCAAGAAAAAGAAAAACAAGCGACUAGAUACAACAACUAGUGGGAUAUUCGUCAGAAGAGGAGUGUCGAGUCCAAGAAUCAUUCACAGCCUCGAUAAAGACUGAACGAUCACAUAAAAAAAUAUAUUCAAAUAUUUAUGAAAUCUUCUUUCCCUGUAUAUAGUGAUGAUUGAUAUUUUGUACGCAAAAAGUUGUUUUGAAUGUUGUGGUCUUUCUUUUAGCCUGCGUACGAAUGGCUACACGGUUUUAAUUUUUCCUCCUUAUCACCUUUGUGCUUGAAAUAUGAAGUUCGAAUAUAGACAACGAGUACGGUCCCACUUUCGCUCAGUCCGUCUUGCGUGACGCGAAAGAAAAAAUAUAGCCACGUGUAAUCCUGCCAUUUUUUCCUUGCGGUUUGUUUACAGCCUCGCUUGACAGACUAAGUCCAAAUAAAACGAAUGCUAAGCCAUAGCCAAUCACGAUUAACGUACAGAAUACAACAAACCAAUGAAAACAUGAAACAAAUACACUAUACCAGCGUCAAGCGCGGCAGAACGGGAGCGAUCAAGUCGCGAUUGAUGGUCGAGGGGGAAGGUUGUUUUGCAUCUCAUUGGUUAGAUAAGUAUCGCGAGGUUUCUAAACCACUCACAUUUGUAGUAAAGCAAAACCAAUGAAAGCAAUUUUGAAUUACUAUCGAUACUCCACUAAAAAUUACUCUGAAGAGAAACCGGCUGUUUAUUAACUUGAUUGUGAGGGUUCGUGGUUUGUACAAUAUCUCGAAGAGUGUCUCAGACUGGCUAAUUUGAUCGCCCGUUUGUGAAGUCAAUAUUUAUUUCACACGGACUCAUAAAAUCUUAUAUAUAUAGACUUGUAAAUACGCAGUAGUAAAUAAUCGUGCGUGAUUUGUGUGUUUUACACUGUCUUUAUUUGAUAACUCAGUAAUGAUACAAUAAAGGUACGAAGAGUCUAA